This is a messenger RNA of Sphenostylis stenocarpa, 1194 nucleotides long. NCBI's taxonomy places the organism in Eukaryota, Viridiplantae, Streptophyta, Magnoliopsida, Fabales, Fabaceae. The record is from the annotation of a GenBank genome assembly.
AUGGCACUAUCCUACGAUGAACUGUUUUGUAUAUUCUCUCGAUUACCUGCAAAAGCUAUUUACAAAUUCAGUUGCGUUGACAAGUUUUUUUCAAAACUUCCAAAAGAUGCCUAUUUUGCAUUGAGACAAGCACAAAAUGCAUUGCGAAGGAAUGAUACAUGUUUUUUCAUUCAACCUGAUAUUCCUAUUAAGGCCUUGGUAUAUUGCAGUCUGCAAGUUGAAUUACACCAAUUACCUGGCGAGGAACUAUCAUCUGGAGUCUCUAAAAAUGUUUUGAGAUAUUUUUGUAAUUCUUCUGUCAAGAUCUUGGGUUCAAACAAUGGUUUGCUUCUUUGUUGUGUUUCACAUGAGGAGCAACUGAAGCUUUUCAUUAGAAAUCCAGCAACACAGUCUCACUUGCUAAUUCCUACUCCUAUGCAGAUGCAAAAUCGUAGUGAUAUUUAUGAUCACAGGAUUGGAUUUCAUUCUGACUUAGAUGGUAGUUAUAUGGUGUAUCUUUUUGUUGACGAUGUACUUGAUUGGUCUUCAUAUUUUGUUUGUAUGGUAUAUCAUUCCAACCAAGGAGUGUGGAAAACAAAGGAAGGGAAAUUUUUCAGUGGCAAUAGGAGUCUGAGAUUUGACAUGCCUGUACAUCAUAGAGGAGCAGUUCACUUUAUCUCAGAUUGUUUUCCUUACUUAAUAAAAAGUAGUCCUUAUUUCAUACCAUACAUUAUGUCUUACAAUUUUGAGAAUGGGACAUCAAGAAUGAUGAGGGUACCUAAAGAAGCAAGAAAGGGCUCUCAUGACCCCAGUUGUGACAUGAGAAUUUUCAAAUGGGGCAAUGUUAGUUACUCAAGUCAGGAUGAGUCAAUUUGUGUGGUGAGAUUGAGAAAACAAGUGUUUACAGUGUGGGCUUUGAGACAACAUGAAUCAAGUUUGUGGAAGAAGGUUUUGAAAAUAAGAAUAAAGGCAAUGGGGAUAGAGGCCAAAGAUCCUUCUCAAAUAAUAGUCAAAGAUUUCAGUGUAUUAAAUGGUCAUCUUCUGGUCUUUGCCACAAAAGACAAACUUUAUGCCUAUGGUUUAAAUGAUACAAGAAUUCACAAAAUUUGGGAACAUCAUUCUCAAUUCAACCAUCUACGAUUCACUUCAUACAAGGAUACAUUACGCAAGUGCGAUCAUGAAAUUAAACAUUUGUCUCUUCUUUCCAAUAUGUAA